AUGUUAUCAGGUAUUGUACAAAAACAUGCUGAAAGACAAAGAACUAUUGAUGAAUUUGGUAAAACAUGUCAGAAAUUAAUAACCAAUGCCAUUGAAAAAUAUAAGAACGAUGCAAAAUUAUUGGAAAUAGAUGAAGUUAAUGAAAUUAAGAACCUGGAGGCAGAUUUCCAGAAACGCUACUUGUUAAUUCAAUCAGCAAUGGAUGAAAACAAAUCUAUCCUUGCCUCAAAUGAUCCAUCUAAAUUUGUCAAACCCAAAGAACUCACAGAGCAAGCACUCUAUCAGAUGAUUGGAGACAUUCCAGAAACGAAGAAAACUUUUAUCCAGGGGCAGGUCCUAAAAGAUCCUCAAUCAGUGAACAGUCCAAAUAAAGGUGUAAAGAAGUUUCUUGAUUUUUCAAUUACAGUAGGAGAUAUAAAAAGUGAUGAAGCAAUUAGUGACAUAGCUUGUAUUCCUUACACAGAUCACUUCUGGGUCAGUGGCUCUGAUGGAACCAUUAAACAGCCGAACAAAGAGGGAGGAGUGCUGAAACAAAUCUCCACAAAUGAUGACCCAUAUGCCUUGACAGUAACAAGAGAGGGUCACUUGGUGUAUAUUGAAAAGAAGGAGGGAAAAAUUGACAGAGUAGAGGAUGAUGAGACAAAAUGUCUGCUUCAAAUACAAAAAGAAUGGAUUCCAGAUGUUAUCUGCAGCACUCGUACAGGUGACCUCUUAGUACAUAUGAUAUCCCGAGAUAAAAUAAAGAGUAUCAUGAAGAAAAGGAUUAUUUUAAUUCUUGUUGAGGUUAUCAAGUCUGGAAAGAAAAUUAAAUCUACAGCCACUAAAAGACGGGAAAUAUCAUUAGCGAAGUCAGUUGGUGCUGUUGUUUUGACAGACCUCAUGUGCUGGAUACCUAUUGGAUUAAUAGAUGGCUGGGUGGUCGUGGCCAUUUUCGGAUUACUGUAUAAUGAUCUCCUUAAGAAGGAGAGCUCCAUAUGA
Saccostrea cuccullata (small rock oyster) is the source of this 978-nucleotide messenger RNA. RefSeq lists its product as uncharacterized. The record is from RefSeq and is a predicted model, not a curated record. NCBI's taxonomy places the organism in Eukaryota, Metazoa, Mollusca, Bivalvia, Ostreida, Ostreidae. Bases 1 to 978 code for a protein of 325 amino acids. The transcript has 4 exons.